Molecule: messenger RNA, 1305 nt
Organism: Drepanopeziza brunnea f. sp. 'multigermtubi' MB_m1
Lineage: Eukaryota; Fungi; Ascomycota; Leotiomycetes; Helotiales; Drepanopezizaceae
Cellular component (GO): endoplasmic reticulum membrane
Molecular function (GO): protein-cysteine S-palmitoyltransferase activity
Source: RefSeq, a predicted model, not a curated record
AUGCCCGGCUUCACCCUCCCAUUCAGCGUACCUGCGAUUGAGUCCUUGGCUAUCCCAGCAGUCUCUUUCCUCAUAUUCUUUCUUGCUUAUUCCUCUCAGUACCUUUUCUACCACCCUGAUCUUGACCCCGGGCCCCUCAGCAUCCAGGAAGCAAGCGUGUUCAACUACUUGGUCUUUUCAAUAUGGUGGUGUUAUGCUCGAGCCUGCACGGUUGACCCGGGUCGAAGAGGAUGGGUUGACAAGGUCGCUCCAGUCACAGAAGGAAAGGACGCGGAUGGGAGUGUUUUGGCAUUCGACAGUGGCUUGCGAUGGUGCAAGAAAUGCAAUGCAGUGAAGCCCCCAAGGGCACAUCAUUGUAGGAAAUGUGGAUGCUGCAUCCCCAAGAUGGACCAUCACUGCCCUUGGACUGGGAACUGUGUCUCGCAUACGACCUUCCCGCAUUUCUACCGCUUUGUCUUUUACGCUGUGCUCAGUAUGUCUAUCCUUGAAUACCACCUAUAUGUCCGCGCCAUGGUCAUAUGGGACAGUCGCACACUUCCAGCAUACCUCGGUCCCCCUGUCUGGGCCAUGGCACAUCUUCUCGUCCUUCUUGUUGUCAACACCUUCACAUUAUUCGCCCUCGGAAUCAUCCUUAUUCGGGCUGGUUAUAGCCUAGCACUCAACACUACAAUGAUCGAGAGCUGGGAGAUAGAGCGCCACGAGGCACUAGUGAUAAGAUCUUUGAAAUCUUCGGGGUAUGUCUAUGCUAGUGGGGGGCAACGAAUGCGAAUCCAGCACCAAGAAUUCCCGUAUGACAUCGGUUUCUGGAAGAAUAUAUGCCAGGCUAUGGGCACAAAGAAUGUAUUCAAGUGGUUCAUGCCUUUCAGUGGAGGGCCAGGUGUCGAAACCGCCGGAAAUUGGGAAGUCAAUGGGUUCGAGGAUACAAGCAAAACGUGGCCUCCGCCAGAUCCAGAUAAGAUGCCAAGAAGUGAGCUGGUUGAGCGACAAAAGUUUGAUGUCAGGCACUAUGGAACACCUGAAGAAGAGUUGGCAGCUUUUAGGAGACGCCAAGAGCAAGAUUACAAGAGAUGGCUGCGGAAGGAGAACGUUGGCGAUGAGGCUGAUGGUUCAGACGACGAGGAAUCUGAGAAUGAGACUGUUGGCGAGGAAGAUGCUGUGAAGGAGAAACGGGGCUGGACAAAUAGUGACGGGAAUCGCCUACACGACUAUGGGGUCGAUGAAGAGGCUGAAGUUUUGGCGGAAGAUGAAAUACCACUAGCCGAACUGUUACGGAGAAGGAAAGCUAGAUCCUAUGUUCAAAGCUAA